AGUGACGUUUUGUGACAUUAUUUCGUUAGACUUAUUCUUGUUGAUUUUAUUUAUUUUGUUGAUGAUAAGAUACAUUAGUUUUAGUAGCGAAAGUUGAUAGAUUUAGAUCGCAUAAGAUCACAGCACAUGUAUCAACGCCGAUCAUUGUUUUUCGCGGAACAUGUUUUGCUUUUGAGAUUGAGUGGUUUAUAGGACAACUGCGCGGGCGACAAAAAAGAACAACUAGACCUUUGUAUAAAAGUGUAAUUUUUGGUCAGUAAACCUCCACACCUACUUAUUUGAAAGCGACGCACGACUUGUAUAAAAAAAUGAAAAGAAAGUAAUUGUUUGUACCGUUUCCCUCAAGUUUUGGGAUCUUCAUGAAUUUGCUUCAUGCCAAUUGUUUUAAUGCGAAUGAUUGGCCCCAUGCUUCACUCACACUCUGUGCAAGAACGCCAACUGCUUCCGCAAUGGUGAUCUGAAGUGCUGCCAGUGCGGGCGUCUUAUCCAAAAUGCACGUUUUGACACCGUAUUAACCGGAAAACGCAAUCCCGGAGAUGUCUUCCAUAUCCGGAGUCCAAGCGGGGAUGCCGCAGCAGCAGCUGCAGCCCAACCCGCAGCAACCACAGAUGCAGCCCAACCCACAACAGGGGCCGCCACAGAUGCAGCAGGGCUUUGCUGGUGGUGCGCAGCAACCACUGGAGGCUUGUCUCGCUCAGCUGCCCGCAUACACCAAUUUGCCACGGCUCACAGCCGACGUCACGUUUCUCCUGAACCAGAUUCGCACGCUAAAGCCCCACGUCAAGCAUUUUGGCUCCCCCAACGGCGCGACGGUGCAGCUGUUCGUGCUCGGGGGGACGUUUCCCAUUCAGUACAAGGGGGGACGGUACAACAUCCCGCUCACGAUGUACUUUGACCCGCCCUACCCUUCCAAACCUCCAAGGUGUUUUAUCACGCCCAGCGAUGGGAUGCGGAUCAAAGACCGGCAUAAUCACGUAGACCGAACUGGAAUGGUGUAUUUGCCCUAUCUGAACCAGUGGCAGAUGGCAUGCACUUGCGGGGAACUGAUCGCUUGCAUGCAACAGGUAAGUACUUCCUACUCAAAGUUGUACUUGAGAGAGAGACAACGUUCGUAAAGAAUGCUUUUAGUUUGAAAUUUGUUCAAUCAACAGGGUACCUCCUAGAUAAUCAUAAUUUCUGCUAAAAUAUCUUUAGGUGUUCGGGGAAGAUCCUCCCGUGUUUGCUACCGCCAGUGCCUCGUCUCAACCGCGACCGGCGCAGCAAUAUGGUGGGAAUCCGAACCAGAGCACGUCCGGCAGUGGGAUCGUGGCCAAUGCGCCCCCCAUGUCCAACAUGUCCCUCAGCGGAGUCCGUCAGCCGAAUUCCGGCCUGCCCUCAGCCGCGCAGCGAGCCGCGAUUCCGCAGAGUUUAUCCGUACCCAGCGGAGGAGGAGCCACGAUGCCUGUCACGAUGCCCUCACAGUCUAUUUCGGGCGGAGCAGGAGGUACUACCGCUGGUGCCUCUUCCGCCAGCAAUGCCGCGCAACACACAGUUUCGCAGCUUUCCGACCAGAUUUCCAUGAUGCGGGCGGUUGGUGGAGCUGGUGGAGGUCCACCUGGAAACAAUAGUAUGAGUGGUGUUCCACCACCGCAGCAAGGACAGUUGUCCCAGAGUUUGUCCGGCUACAACAAUCCGACAAAUAACACAGGCUAUUCUUACACCGGGGUGUCGCAGUCUGGUGCGGCGAUCGGGGUAAAUCCCGCGACCGGGCAACCGCUGUCGUACAGCUUUACGAACAGCCCUGUACCUAAUCCCAACUUCCACCCGCUUGCCGUCGGCGGGCUUCCCGGGGGAGGAGGUGGGAUGCACAGCAGCUACAGCGGGAUUCAGCAGCACUCCGCCCAGGGAAGAAGUACGCCACCCAGCAUGGGCGGAACUAGUAAUAUGAUGCAGCAGCAACAGCCGAUGAUGAAUCAGUUCCAGAAUGUCAUGCCGAACAGGCAAGGCAGCGCCAGCGGCGUUUCGCUGAUGGGACCACCGGUCGGUGCAUCUUCUGGCGGUAAUACCAGUAUGUCAGGGAUACAACCGCAGCAACAGACAGGUGGUCUACCUAUGGUGUAUCCGCCAGACCAGAUGAUACAGUUGCAGCCCGGGCAGCAGUUUUCCGUAAACACCGCACAGCCACCGCAAAUGCUGCCAGCAUUGGGUGCGAUGCAGCAACCACCACCAAUGGGCACCCCGCCGAUACUACAAAAUGCACAGGUGCAGCAGCAGCAGCAGCUAAUGAACGCGAGUGCUGCCGGUGUUUCCGGCGAGUUCUCGCGGCAACAGCAGCUGCAAGCCGCCGUCACAGCGCGUGUGCAUCGCGAUCUCCCAGUGGUGCUCAGGCCGGUAUGAAAAUUCGACGACGUUCUUUUUUUCUGGUGAUGUUACUGCUUCAACUGUCAUGCACGUUUAUUUCUAUGUGUAUGUUGUACCGACGUGGUUACCGACUAGGUGGACCGAACAACAUUUUCUACACCGUCUAGAAUAGAAGUGCGUAGAAUUAUAAGAAUACGCAAUAUUUUUCAGGUCGUCGCAUCCAUUCAGGAACAGCUUGACGUUGGCGAAAAAUUGCAGCAACAUGGCAACCAGCUGCGCAACACGGUGCAGGAUCUAGAAGCGGAAGCCAAGAAGCAGGACCAAAUAAUCGAAGAACUCGAGCAGACAAAGCUCGCGUUGCAGGCGGUAGAGAUUUACUUAUUCUUCAUCGUCUUUUAGGAUUUUUGGGUUUGCUGUUACUACUUGAUUUGAAUUCAGCGAGUCAAAGGAAGAAGUUUUGAAGAUGGAUAUGAAUCACAAAAAGAAAAAACCAAAAACAGGCUAUCAAGAGAGCGGAGGACGAGAAGGACGUGAACAUUGACGAAUUUCUCGAGCCACGCGACGUUUUGAGCAGGCAACUUGUGGACCUUAUUGCCGAGGACUGCGCAUUGGAAGACAGUCUGAGUCAGUUGGACGAAAGCCUGAAGGAAAAGACCCUCACCGUGGACGCGUGGUUGCUGGAGGUGCGUGACUGCGUAAAGCGGCAAUUUUACGCACGGGAGCUCAAGAAGAAGGUAAUGCGGGCUAUCAAACUGCGAAAAAUGAAUAACCCGAACAAUGUCUCGGGCGGCUCGCUCGGAAGCGUACCUGGAUAGCAAUGUGGCAGGUUCCCCUCAGCUCCGGCCGCGAUGUGCAGCUGCUGCGCAAACACAAACAUGCAUAGCCAUUUUACUUCCUUAUUCUUACAUUCAAAACUAACUACUUCGAAGUUAAGCAGGCGACUCAGCUGGUCUGACCGUUCAGACAACAAUAUUGUAGCCGUACCCCGCCCGUCUCUUUACUGCCUAAGUCCCUACAUUUUUUACUAUUUUUCGGCACGUGCCGCAAUUUUGUAAUCUGAUCUUCCACGAUGUGCGCUCUUCCUGAAGAAAGUUUGGGUUUUUUCCAACGAUUUGUGGAAAGUUGAAAAAAGCGCGCCCCAACGUGCCUCUCCGGGAAAUUAUGUUCUGCACCAUCUGCAUGAACUACGUGUUGUUAGUUCUGUUUUGAUAGUACCACUUUUGUGGAUUUGAGAUCGAAGGUUUGAAGGUUUCUAAAACCUUCCGCCCUCGAGCUUAAGUCCGGAACCAUUUUUUCCCCGCUCUACCCCAAGAAAAGACGCCUUAUCCGUAUUCGAAUCUUGUUUUCACUACAACCCCCAUACAUACAACAUCAACAACCCUGAUGUGGGUAAAAUCACCUACGCGGCUUAACAAUCGUACAACGUGAUAAAAAUGAAUGUCCUGCCGGCAGCACCAACAAGCGGCAGCGGGACGCUCGACACAUGACAUCGCAAUGUGUAAGUGGUGUGAGACUGAGAUGCGACUGCGACGCCAACGAAGAAUAAAGGCAAG
This is a messenger RNA of Amoebophrya sp. A120, 3893 nucleotides long. Lineage: Eukaryota; Dinophyceae; Syndiniales; Amoebophryaceae. The record is from the annotation of a GenBank genome assembly.